UGAUUGUGUGUAAAAUGCUGCGCGUCAUGUUUUCAGCGUCACGUUCUUGUUGUAAAAGGGAGGAGGAGGGGGGGUACGCUCCCCGUUCAGGGGGCGUGGCCAGUGCGAUUCUCCAAGCGUAACUGCGUUAAUUCCUUCCUCGAAGCGCGCGCCUGUCGCCUCCGUCUACGAACGGCGGAACCGCGCUGACGAUGUUGUGAAUGAGGGAACGGCGUGACGUCAACGGCCGAAUGUCAACAAUGUAGCGAGCGCGAGCGAGGAGGCGUUCCAGUUCAGAGUAACAAACAGCGAAGACGGAGCGGCACGCGGCGCAUCAGCACACGCGUGCACGCGCGCACACAUUCCCUCUUCUUGUUUUUUUUGUUUAUUUAUUUUACCAUUACUCUUUAUUUUCUGUGAGGAAGCGCGAGGAAAGUAGCGAGCGGAGGACGCGCGCUUGUGCAGCCGCGAGGCUCUCAGGACAGUCAUCAUGUGAAGAAGUUCACGUGAGGGAAAAAAACGGGCUGGAAACUGAAAGGAAAAGGGACGCCCUCCUCCCUCCCCGCCGCCUGGCUGCCAAUCAUCAGCGCCACCUCGCAUCUCCCUGACUGACAGCGAUGCGUCGGCACGCCGCUCGUGGAUAAAUGAUCACUAAUCACCCACAGAAGAUGAAGGACCAGUCUGGUGUGAGCGGUAUGUCCGUGGAUGAGAAGCCUGAAGCCCCCAUGUACGUGUAUGAGUCGACGGUUCAUUGUACCAAUAUCCUCCUUUGCCUCAACGACCAGCGGAAGCAGGAUAUCCUGUGCGAUGUGACCGUAGUGGUGGAGGGCAAGGAGUUCCGAGGGCACCGGGCCGUGCUGGCUGCCUGCAGCGAGUACUUCCUCCAGGCGCUGGUGGGCCAGGCGGAAAAUGGUUUGGUCGUUAGCCUUCCUGAAGAGGUCACUGCCAGGGGAUUCGCCCCUUUGUUGCAGUUUGCCUACACCGCUAAGCUGUUACUCAGCAGAGACAACAUUCAGGAGGUCAUCCGCUGUGCAGAGUUCCUGCGCAUGCACAACCUGGAGGACUCCUGCUUCCGCUUCCUGGAAGCUCAGCUGCGAAGGGAGGAGGACAGCGUGCUGCUGUGUCACAAGGGGGCAGCGGAGGCCAACAACUCAGAGGACGAGAGCAUGCAGUCGGAGGCAGAAAGGCCCGCCUCUGCCCUCGCCUCCUACCGACACCCCGACGAUGACCGGCUGGCGAUGACCGUGCCCGCCAACUUCACGGACUUUGACCGGCACGGCGCGUCAGACCUGCCUCGUUGCCCCAAGUACAGGAAAUACCAGUGGGCUUGCAACAAGCACAAUAACGACACCUCGUCACACACCAGUACCUCAGGUUUCCCAAGCACAUUAAAGGAGAGCAGCGCUGGCGGGGCGGCGCCGGCUCAGGGCAGGCUGCCUGUAGCACAGAUAAAGGUGGAACCGCAGGCAGAAGAAGAGGCCGUUUCAUUGUGCCUGUCAGGAGACGAGCAGGAUGUCACAGAGGUAGACAGUGUGACUGCCAUGGAGAUGGAUACCCCCAUAUCUCUGGAAAGAACCAAGAGAACCAAAUCCCCAUCCUGCCUCAGAGCCUUCUUUAAGAAAGGGGUGGACCUCCCCGGUCUGUCCAACACAUCGGAGCAGCUAUUUGCCAACAGACUCGUCUGCCCGCAGGACAAAGGAAACUCUCAGGGAGAUCUUAAAAAAGACUUCAAGGCUUUCCCCGGGGAGCUGGCAGUGUCUGUUACUUCCCCCGAAGAGGUGGAUGGUUUCCCUGCAGGGUUGUCCCUCAACUCUGCAUCCUGCAAUGUGCUUUGCAAACAGGAAGUGGAACUGGACCGCCGCAGUGUCAUAUUUUCCUCAGGGGCCUGCAACCGUCUGGGAACACCAGCGCAUUCCUACCCCGGUGGGAACUCCUUGGAGAUGGAGCUCUCUGAGCACAUGUCAAAGGGCCUGUGGGCUGGAGCGAGCCAGUCCCUCCCCAACUCCCAGAACUUCUCCCCCAGCACUGCUUCCUCUGAACCCCCGGUCCUAUGCCGUCCAAGGCCCAACACCAGCUGCCCAGUGCCAAUCAAAGUCUGCCCACGCUCACCGCCCUGCGAAACUCGCACCAGGACCUCCAGCUCCUGCUCCUCAUACUCCUAUGCGGAGGACGGCAGUGGGGGCUCCCCCUGCAGCCUGCCCCAGUUUGAGUUCUCCUCCUCGCCUUGCUCCAAUGUGGCACGCUGCCUCAACGUGGACCAGCAGGAGCAAAGUGUGGGCGGGGACUCUCUUUUCAAUCAGGUGCGUCCCAAGAUCAAAUGUGAGCAGUCGUACGGCACCAACUCCAGUGACGAAUCGGGCUCCUUUUCGGAGGGGGACAGCGAGUCCUGCCACGCGCAGGACCAAGGGCCAGAGGUGAAACUUCCCUUCCCUGUAGAUCAAAUCACAAAUCUUCCAAGGAACGACUUCCAAAUGUUGGUGAAAAUGCACAAAUUGACUUCGGAGCAGCUAGAGUUCAUCCACGAUGUGAGGCGGAGGAGUAAAAACCGCAUCGCCGCCCAGCGCUGCCGUAAGAGGAAGCUCGACUGCAUCCUGAACCUGGAGUGUGAGAUCCGAAAACUGGUGUGCGAGAAGGAGAAGCUGCUGACCGAAAGGAACCAGCUGAAGGCCUGCAUGGGCGAGCUGUGGGAGAACUUCACCUGCCUGUCGCAGGAGGUGUGCCGCGAUGUCCAGCUGAGCCAGGAGCAGAUGCAGUCGCUCCACCACUACUGCCCCGUCCUGCGGCCCGCCAACUCCAACGCCAGCAACAACCCCGCCCACGAACCCGCACCUCCCCUCUGCACCACCGCCGGCGCCACAGCCGCCACCACCAGCAUCGACCUCACCACGCACUCCGGCUCGGCCACGCCAGAACCCAGCUUCCACGGGUCGCCGGGCCCCUUGGAGAAUGAGCCCGACUCUGCUGUCAGAAAGCGGGCGGACAGAACUACGGACGUACAGUCUGGACUGCUGCUGGAGAACUCCAACCAAACGGUAACGGUGGAUUUUUGCCAGGAAAUGACUGAUAAAUGUACAACCGAUGAGCAGCCCACAAAGGACUGUACUCAGUAGUUUUUUUGUUGAACUGUUUUGAUGUUUUUGUAUUAUUUAAUUUUACUUUUCUGACAAACCCUUCCUCUGGGUUGUGAGACGGUCAGCCUCUGCCAGUGUUCACUGAAAAACAAGCUUUGUUUGUAUUUAUGUUUGUUGGUUUUCUCCUUUUGUAUGUAUGAACUGUUGACACUAAAGUUGUCUUAACAGCAGCAAUACUGUUCUGCAGGCGUUCUCCUGUCACAACCACAGAGUGGAACCUCUCACCAAACCCUUACGAUGGUGCUAUACUCACCCAGGCAGCGACCUCUACAGCGGAAACGCUUUUUAUUCACGCGCCACAUGCCACGAAUCCCAGCUGGAUCCGAACGGGGCUCUGAUUGUCUCUCUGUACCAACGGCUAAUCUGCUAUUUCUUCCACAGCUGCCUUCAUGCACGCACUCCAGAGCGUCUUUUAGGUCUGAAAAGAAAGAACCUUCACCUGAAUUUGAUCAUCAAGAUGCACAUUUAGUCUGGUGAGAUGAAAAACAUAACUUUUUAAUGUUAAUGUACUUCUAUGAGUUACAUUGGCUUACAGUUCGCUAACAUCCUGCAGCUAAAUUUUAUCAAAGCAAUAUUUUUUUGCCUUAAAAAAGUAGAUUUAAGGAUUUUCUUUCCCUUUGGAUGCAAAAACCAAAUAUUUUAUGUGUAGAGUUAAAUCCAUGCUCAUUCAGAGAAGCUACACUAAUCUUAGAAUUCCAAUAUAGACAUUUUUUAGAUGUAUUUGGUGAAAAGUGAAAAGUGUUUGCUUGAAGCCCAUUUUUGAACAAAUUAUUAGCAGAAUGUGAGGUUUAAAGUAUGAACCAACAUAAAAAUGAAUAAUUCGAUCAAAGGUUCAGUCUUAAAUUAUUUUUAGUGGGUUUUCAAAGUCAUAAUAGUAUAUAUAUAUAAAUAUAUAUAUAUAUACAGGGUUAUUUUUUAAGGGUUGGUUCUAGUUUUAUAUCCUUGUGCAGCAUCUGUAGUGUGACUAUUUCCUUCCAAAUCUACGUGGCUAAUGACCAAAAGGAUGACUUUUACGGCUGCCAAUUAACCGUUAAUUGGUUCAUUUUUCAAUUAGUAUCCAAAUAAUACAGACAAACAGUCAUUUAUUGUUAGAAUUAUAAAUGUGCCAGAAUUGACAUGAACCCAUUCAGCCAUCCAUGGAUGGUUUCGUGUUCAUUCUUGCACCUUUAUAACUAUUAAAUGAAAAAGCAGAUUGUUAAAGAGUUUUUUGAAGGACUCAGCCAGCCUGCUUGAGAACAGAUGGUCCAGGUCCAGGAGUGGAGUGCAUGCAUGAGCAGCAAACCCCCAGUUCACUUUAGGUUCAUCAGAAACGUCUUCGGUGUUCACCUGGGAAAAAGCGUAUCGGUCUCUUCUACCUCUUCUGUCCCAUUCUCUCCACAUCUCUGUCUCCGUUUCUUUGAGGAUUUUAUCUCAGUGGCCCUUUUUUGUUGUUUUUUUUCUCGUCACAGCGAUUCAAACUCAGGAAAAAGAAACUUCUGAAUGUUCAAUGGAAUUCAUAAAAAAGAAAAAAAUGAAAAAAAAAAGAAGAAGACAGCCUCUGUGGGUGAUCAAGUGGCGAUGCAGCGAGACUGUAAAAUAUGCAAAGAGGUCUUGGAAAGCGUGAGAACUUUGUACAGGCUGUAACCGAAAACAUUCCUCCAAUGCCUUCCACAGCCCUGAGCUGAACGGAGAAACAGAAAGCUUCUGCAGGCACAUCCACGGCUCUUCUUAUUUCCCACUCAUCAGCAAUACCAUUGUAUUUGGAUGUUGUAAAGGUGAUUUUCACGUGCUUGUGAGGCAAAUGUGUAUAUAUGGAGCAUGAUGACUGUCACGGUGAUUUUGUACAGGUAGAGGCUCGCGGGUUUCUUUUCCACUGGGGUUAUGUCAAGCACCUUUCUGCUAAAGGAAGAUCUUUGCUUUGCUGUUUCCUGUCCUGCCUAACGAACAGCUGCUGCUGCAGCCGCGCCUGUUCUUUUACUCAGGAAAUCAGCUCCACGCACGCACGCACACACCUACAACACACACAAGCCCACACGGACACACAACUCUGAGCCCCCUUGCAUGUACUGAAGCGUUACGGCCAGGCUCUUCACGUCUUUACGAGGGAGCGAAUCUUUUAUUUUCUCAAUUGUUGAAGCACUUAAAUGCUGAUCGUGAACACUCUCCCCAUUAGAUGUUUUAGCCAAUCAAAAAGCUUUUUUUUUUUUUCUCAACCAGGUGCUGUGUGUAGAAAAAGAAACUACACACAAAAAAGAGGAAAGACAAAUUUAAGCACUUUGUUUUUCUGCCCCAACUGCUCAAAAUCUUUCAGCACUUCCAUUUGCUAUUUCUUCAAACCCCUGAAAGUCUGAGACGGGAGCACUUAAACUGGAAACAUGCUACAUAAAAAAAAUGUGUCUAUGAAAAAUUGAAAGGCGAGAAAAAAGCAAACGUUUUAGUUUACGAGUGUCUACGCCUUCUACUUGUAUUUCUUUAGAAAUCAAAUAAGCUAAUUCCUAAUUAAUUUGAUGUUUAAGCAGUGUUGGUGUCCAAAUGACUGAGUAACAAUCUUAUAAGAUAGUAAUUUGUUUGCCCUAAUUGUGUUGGAACCUCCUACUUAGUGCUGUGCAUGCAUGCCGCCUUUAGCUCUAGUUUGUCUAGCUUCUGUUUUCGUGAGUUCUCUCUGCUUUGAAAAUACUUUUUUCAUUUUGUUUGUACAUGUAAAGAAAGCUGAUUAAUUCAAACCUGCUUGAGGCGGGCUUUAAAGUUCAUGUAAAGCGUGAAGCCAUUUCUCUUUCAAGUCUCAAUCCUGGAGGUGCUUCAAACAGGAAGUUAACGGAGACGAAUCUCUGUUCCUCUGAAUCUUACAAACACACAAAAAAACAUGCAAAUGUGUUUGGAGGAGCUCUACUGGAAAAGACCGUUAAUUGGCAAAGAUUUAAUGGGAUAAUGGCACUUUAAAAGUCGCAAACCAAAAAAAAAAGAAAGCAAAAAAAUUUAUAAUAAAGUAAAACUUAAGUUAUGCAUUGAUCUCGAGUUUUAAUCAAGGCAAAAUUAAAAAAAAAAAACUUUAUCAUAUAUCAAAAAGAAUUCUAUUAGCGUCUCCUUUGAAUAAAAAUAUGAAAAUGUCAUUUUAGCCGUUAAAAAGUGGCAUGGAGGCGUUUUAGUGAGAUCGUUUUUCUUGAUUUUUAAUUAUCUGUUGUUUGAAUGAAAAUCUCUUACCUGGAAUCGAUUCUGUUUGACAGAGAAACUCUUUGUUCCAAGAAAUGACUAUCCUGUUUUUAAACAGUUCAUGUUGUUGAGGACACUCGCAGUCACACACGAAUACAUACCAACACGCACACGGCACAUACGUGUGGAGGAAAAGUGCUGGGAUGUGCUUUUCUUGUGUUUGUUCGGCCCUUUUCGGUCCGAUUCCAUUGUUCAGCGCUGCAUUUGGUUGUUGUUACACUGAGGAAGCCUGGAGUUUCACUGGAAAGCACAAACUCUUUGGCUCUCUGCAGCUCAGAGAAAAAUCCCCCUAAAGGAAGUCAUUACUUUAUCAGCUCAUUGAAGGUAAACCACACAUUCCCAAAGGUACAGCACUCUCCAAUCUACAUUUAUGAGACUUCUUCCACUUCAAAAUAAUGAAAGCAAUCCUCCAGUAUAGUUGACAUACGCAUCAUUUUGUGGUGGAGUUGGGUAUUGUAAAAAUUAAAACUAGCUUUGGCUUUUUUUUUUGGGGUAUAAAUUUGAGAUUUCUGUCGAAAAGGAAGCUGUUUACUUUCAAUUGUUUACUAAAAACGUCUUUUUUUUCAUAUCUUUUGCUUCACUAUUUUUCCUCUUCACGUUGGAAGCAUUUCAUUUGCCUGCGUGACGUUCAGGCAGAAACCAGAAAACCAAAGCUGUGGUUGUUCAGAUGAAGCAUCUCUUCAAAUCUCAGGGUGCCACGCGUCUCAAAAGGCUUCCCAUGUCUCUGAAGCGUUCUUGAACUCGCAUUUAUCCUUCAGGAAGUUCCUGAUGAGUGCAUUUCAUUGGCUAUGAGGGCACAAAAAAGUGUUGUUUUUUUUUAACCUUUUUGAGGAAAGGUGUUUCCAGCAAGAAAAGAACUUGUGUUUGUUUCUGACCAAUUCAUGUCGAGCUGGAUAUGCAUCCAUGAUUUUCACCAAAUAACACACGAUUGUUUCUUCUUUCUGGUAAAGGGACGAGUAAUAACUUCCUGUAUAAACAAAAACCAAUUUAAAGGAGCUGAAAAGCUAUGCAGAAGAAAAGCAGAUGCAGAGUUGUUGAUGAGUUGGUAAAUGACUUCCCAACAGCCAUCAUUCACUUUUCAUGUUUUGAUAUUUAAAAAUGUGAUGCGAUGCUUUUAAAGGCUUUUUAUCGUUUCUGUGAACAUUUCUGAUGUGGGUGUGGCUCCGUAACGCUCUUACUUUCUGUUUCUGUCUGGUUUACUUUGAAGUUUUGUCUUUUUAUUUUGGCUGCUUCUAUAACACAAACACUGGCUUUUUGCAACUCCAAAGGUUGUUCUACAAGAAUAUGAACAAAACAUUGCCUUUUCACAGAUCGCUCAAGUUCACGAAAAGAAAACAUAGUUUGGAAAAAUGUCUGUUUUUCUGGUUGAAGGUUAUUGAGAAAAAGGUUAAACAUGUUUACAAGUUGGUGUCCAGUCAUGUUUGAUCAACUUUCUGCCAUGUAGAAUUCAGAGAAGAACAAGUUCAUGCGGCCGGCGGCAGCAGGUCGUCCUUAUGUGGAUUCAAGUGCAUCUCCGACAUUUGCCUUAGAACUUGCAGAGGCCAUAGUUCACAUUGGAGUGACGUGAGUGUAUGCAGGGGCGUGAGCCCCCAUCCCAGAGUAACCGUGCGGACUUUCUCACACUUAUCUACCUGUGAAAUCCUUCAUACCUCUCAUAACUGGUCAAUGACUGUAUCAGCAAACUGCAUCAGGUGUUUUUUCUACAUGCUUUUUACACAGAUUAUAUGGAUUAUUGUAUUGGUAGGUUUUGGUGCAUCAUUUUUUAAUGUAAUAGCUCCUAAGCUUGUAGUUCAAGUUGUUGUAUUUUUUUUUCUCAUUUUUCUAGUUUUGUGUUAAUAUUGUCCAUUUGAGAUAGCGGUUAUUUGCUUAUUCUUGACUAAGAGUUCCUACCUAAUUUUGAAAUGCUACAUGACCCUAAUUAUGAAAUGACUUAAUAACCAUUGUAAAUACGGUAUUGUGACCCCCCUCCCCCCAUUUUUAUUCAUUUCAAUUGCUAGUGUUAAAGAAAAAAGACUUUUUUUGUCUAGACACCAUUUCUCUUUA
Molecule: messenger RNA, 8342 nt
Organism: Oryzias latipes (Japanese medaka)
Lineage: Eukaryota; Metazoa; Chordata; Actinopteri; Beloniformes; Adrianichthyidae
Gene: bach2b
Product: BACH transcriptional regulator 2b
Biological process (GO): regulation of transcription by RNA polymerase II
Molecular function (GO): protein binding; DNA-binding transcription factor activity, RNA polymerase II-specific; RNA polymerase II cis-regulatory region sequence-specific DNA binding
Source: RefSeq, a predicted model, not a curated record